AUGGACGAAGACGACGAGAACGAGGAGGAUACGCGCAGCAAAAGCAUCAGAAUGAAAGCGAUCCCGUCUCCCCCAGGAGGGGGAGCCGGCCGAGGCUACCUCAAUACGGACAAGCAGCCGGGGGAAUCGAACCAGGGCGAGGUAGAGACAGCGGUGGGCAUGAAGUGCAACACGAACGGGGAUUGCAGGGUGACCCAGGGAAGCCAAUCGUCCAUCAACCGGACGGAUGAGAGUGAGGAGAAGAAAGACGCGAUAGAGGGAGGGGGUGUCUCCCGCAGCGAGGACAAGAGGGAGAACAAAGUGGCUUUCUCGGCGGAGCCGCCCAGCAGAACAUGCUCGCAGUUCCAGCAGCGCGGCAGGAACUCCGUGAGCCUGCACAAGUCCGAAGGGGCCGAGCAGAUCUUCCCCGAGGAUUCCGAGCAGAACGGCAGUCAGGCCAGCUUCAUGCAGCGCCAGUUCGGGUCUAUGCUGCAGCCGGGAGUUAACAAGUUUUCCCUGCGGAUGUUCGGCAGCCAAAAGGCUGUGGAAAGGGAGCAGGAGAGAGUCAAAUCGGCCGGAGCCUGGAUUAUCCACCCUUACAGUGACUUUCGGUUUUAUUGGGAUUUCACAAUGCUGUUGUUUAUGGUUGGAAAUCUCAUCAUUAUUCCGGUAGGAAUCACCUUCUUCAAGGAAGAAACCACCACUCCUUGGAUUAUCUUUAAUGUCGUGUCUGAUACUUUCUUCCUCAUGGAUUUAGUCCUAAACUUCAGAACUGGAAUUGUUAUAGAAGAUAACACCGAGAUCAUACUGGAUCCACAGAAAAUUAAGAAGACAUAUUUAAAAAGCUGGUUUAUUGUAGACUUUGUCUCUUCAAUCCCCGUGGAUUAUAUAUUUUUGAUAGUAGAAAAAGGAAUCGAUUCAGAAGUUUACAAAACUGCUAGAGCACUACGAAUAGUGCGGUUUACAAAAAUUCUCAGUCUUUUACGAUUAUUGAGACUCUCAAGGUUGAUAAGGUACAUUCAUCAAUGGGAAGAGAUCUUCCAUAUGACCUAUGACCUUGCCAGUGCAGUCAUGCGAAUAUUUAACCUUAUUGGAAUGAUGCUUCUUUUAUGCCACUGGGAUGGAUGCCUGCAAUUUCUUGUGCCAUUGCUUCAAGAUUUUCCAAAUGAUUGCUGGGUUUCUUUAAAUAACAUGGUGAAUGAUUCCUGGAGUGAACUCUACUCUUUUGCACUGUUUAAAGCAAUGAGCCACAUGCUCUGCAUAGGCUAUGGUCGUCAGGCUCCAGAAAGCAUGUCUGACAUCUGGCUAACAAUGUUAAGCAUGAUAGUUGGUGCCACCUGCUAUGCCAUGUUUAUUGGUCAUGCGACUGCCCUGAUCCAAUCUUUGGAUUCAUCGCGCCGUCAGUACCAAGAAAAGUACAAGCAAGUGGAGCAGUACAUGUCUUUUCACAAGUUACCUGCUGACUUCCGGCAAAAGAUUCAUGACUAUUAUGAGCAUCGUUACCAGGGGAAAAUGUUUGAUGAGGACAAUAUACUGGGAGAGCUAAAUGAACCGCUUAGAGAGGAAAUAGUGAAUUUUAACUGCCGGAAACUGGUAGCCUCUAUGCCACUUUUUGCCAACGCGGACCCGAUUUUUGUGACAGCAAUGCUGACCAAGCUGAAGUUUGAAGUUUUCCAACCUGGAGAUUACAUCAUCCGUGAGGGGACGAUUGGAAAAAAGAUGUAUUUUAUCCAGCAUGGUGUGGUUAGUGUCCACACAAAGGGCAACAAGGAAAUGAAACUGUCAGAUGGCUCAUAUUUUGGAGAAAUCUGUUUAUUGACAAGAGGCAGGCGAACCGCCAGUGUUCGUGCUGAUACCUACUGUCGUCUGUAUUCUCUCUCUGUGGAUCAUUUUAAUGAGGUAUUGGAAGAAUACCCCAUGAUGCGAAGAGCCUUUGAAACUGUGGCCAUCGACAGACUGGAUAGAAUAGGUAUGCAUAGUAUCCUUAUAACACUCCUAAACAUUAUCUCUUCUAUCUUCUAA
This is a messenger RNA of Rhincodon typus (whale shark), 2001 nucleotides long. RefSeq names its product hyperpolarization activated cyclic nucleotide-gated potassium channel 2b (gene hcn2b). Gene Ontology annotation, cellular component: membrane. Bases 1 to 2001 code for a protein of 666 amino acids. Gene Ontology annotation, molecular function: voltage-gated potassium channel activity. NCBI's taxonomy places the organism in Eukaryota, Metazoa, Chordata, Chondrichthyes, Orectolobiformes, Rhincodontidae. The transcript is spliced from 7 exons. Gene Ontology annotation, biological process: potassium ion transport; transmembrane transport. The record is from RefSeq and is a predicted model, not a curated record.